This is a messenger RNA of Bipolaris zeicola 26-R-13, 582 nucleotides long. RefSeq lists its product as uncharacterized. The transcript has 2 exons. The record is from RefSeq and is a predicted model, not a curated record. Lineage: Eukaryota; Fungi; Ascomycota; Dothideomycetes; Pleosporales; Pleosporaceae. Gene Ontology annotation, biological process: N-terminal peptidyl-methionine acetylation. Gene Ontology annotation, cellular component: NatB complex. The coding region runs from base 1 to 582 and encodes 193 amino acids. Gene Ontology annotation, molecular function: protein-N-terminal amino-acid acetyltransferase activity.
AUGUCGACCAUACGGCCAAUGCGGCCAGACGACUUGCUGCGCAUAUCCUCAACGAAUCUUGAUCACCUGACUGAAACAUACAACAUUGGUUUUUACCUCGAGUACCUGACCAGAUGGCCCGAGUUGUGUCAGAUUAUCGAAGGCAUGGAUGGUCAAAUUGAGGGAUAUAUCUUAGGUAAACUCGAAUCAUCGCCUUUCGCACCCCCAAUAAGCCCCUACAAGCCCUCGACCACGGGCGUCGAAUACCCCAACUAUCUCCCAUGGCACGGCCACAUCACUGCCCUGACUGUCGCCCCUAGCGCCCGACGCCUUGGCCACGCAACUGCCCUCUCAUCUGCGCUCGAGCGAUCCUCUGACGCUGCAGAUGCAUGGUUUGUCGAUUUGUUCGUGCGCGCGUCGAAUGAAAUUGCAAAAGAACUAUACCGUAAGAUGGGCUAUAGUGUUUAUCGUGUGGUCAAGGCGUACUACAAUGAUGGCGAGGAUGCUCUGGAUAUGAGGAAGAGUUGCAGUCGGGAUAAGAAUCGGGAGUGUGUGAGGGCUGAUGGUGAAAAGUGGGAGGUUGAGGCUGAUGAUGUGUGGUGA